UUUUGGAGGAAGUUACUGGCUUGUUUGGGAGUCGCGCGGACCACGUGGCGACACUGGGCGACUCUUCUGCGGUUUUGGCUGCGGCAUUGUUUUCACUGGGCGCCACACAACAACCUGCCUUUUGCUUUUUGUUUUGUUUUGCUUUGACGUUUCCAGUGAGCGAGAUGUCAGCGGGAAGUCAGAGCAGCCGUAGCCGGGAAAUCCCUGCUAUUAGACGGGUCGCCAUCCACGAUGCUGCUCACAUGCCCCAGGACUACUCCACGACCCCCGGGGGGACCCUGUUCAGCACCACGCCGGGAGGCACCAGAAUCAUCUACGACAGGAAGUUCCUGAUGCAGUGCCGGACGUCCCCUCUCACCCGGACGCCCCCCAAGCUGCCCGACAUCCCGGGGGUCACGAGGCCGCUGGAGCCCGGCAACGGCGCUGAGGCCAAGGGUUCUGAGCAGACGCCCAGCGAGGACGGCGAGCGGGUCCCACAGAGGGAGCAGAACACAGGAGAAGAUGCCCAGUUCGAAAUGGACAUCUGAGGAGAGUCGGCUCCACGGACGACCAUGAUUCCUGUAAUGACUGUUUUACUCUACUCAGAUGAAACGUGUGAGCGUGUUGUUGUUUUCUUAAAGACAACAGUAACUCAUGCUUAAACUAUUUUAACGCUUCGCUGUUACUUGACUUUUUAUCACCUGCGACGCAUUUGACGACUAAGUCGAAGUUUUGGUAAAGCAUUAAUAUUUUACUCUUGUUGGUUUUUAAAUAAUUUAACAUUUUUAGGGUAUAGAAAAUUGAAUUAAGCUUAUUUGCAUAUUAAUAGCAAAUUUUAAAUGCAUAUACUUUUGUCAGUGAAUAAGAACAUAUUGAUACGUAUUGUAAGUAUUGCAAUAUUAAUGAUUCUUGAUACUGUGUCGCUCAGACAUAAUUGAUGAACCUAAAUCUGUUGUUUUUCUUCAACUUGUAUUUUUGCAUUACACCAAAAUGUUGGUUAAAAACACUUGUCUGUUCCCACUGUUUUGCUGUAUUUUUGCCCAGAUGUCCAAGUUCAUUUAUUACAGUUGUUACUGCCUGAAUAAGUGCUAACUCUACUAUUGUUUGAACACUGUAAUAAAAAGCAUGACACACUU
Molecule: messenger RNA, 1115 nt
Organism: Betta splendens (Siamese fighting fish)
Lineage: Eukaryota; Metazoa; Chordata; Actinopteri; Anabantiformes; Osphronemidae
Product: eukaryotic translation initiation factor 4E-binding protein 1-like
Exons: 3
Coding region: 165-527 (120 amino acids)
Biological process (GO): negative regulation of translational initiation
Cellular component (GO): cytoplasm
Molecular function (GO): eukaryotic initiation factor 4E binding
Source: RefSeq, a predicted model, not a curated record